AUGCCAUCUACCGGGCCGCCCGAACCGCUACCUGGCAUAACCGAAGAUGUUGCGGUGGUGCAACAAGCCAUCCAGGCUUACAUUGAUCUCGGUCUCAACGUCGUGGUGGUGAUGCACUCCCUUGGCGGCAUCAUAGGCACCGCGGCUUGCGAAGGAUUGCGCGCAGAAGACCAAGCAGAGGGCAAGGGGAUCACCGCGCUCGUCUACCUGGCCGCGUUCGUGGCGCCCAAGGGCAAAUCUGCAUUCGUGAUGAACGGAGGCCACGCUCCAUGGUAUGAUGUUACCGGCGAGCCGGGCACGGGCGUGUGGAUGCUUCUCGGCCAGAACGAGUGGGAUCCGCGCGAAGUGUUUUACAACGACUGCACGCCUCAGCAGAAGGAGGAGGGGUGGGCGUUGUGCAAGAGGCAUUACAACGAGAAUGUCUUCCAGACGCCGCUGCCGUAUGCGGCGUGGCAGGAGAUUGAAAGCAACUAUUUGCUUUGCGAGCUGGAUGGCGCCAUUCCGGAAGCUGGCCAGGAUGCCAUGUCUACUCAGGAAGGGGGAAAGUGGAAGAGGGUGGAGCGUCUGCGGACCGAUCACUCUCCGUUUAUGAGCAGACCCAAGGAGACGGUGGAGUUUGUGAGGAGGUGUGCGGGAGAGGAGGUGUAG
Molecule: messenger RNA, 648 nt
Organism: Neohortaea acidophila
Lineage: Eukaryota; Fungi; Ascomycota; Dothideomycetes; Mycosphaerellales; Teratosphaeriaceae
Exons: 1
Coding region: 1-648 (215 amino acids)
Source: RefSeq, a predicted model, not a curated record